This is a messenger RNA of Rhodotorula graminis WP1, 971 nucleotides long. RefSeq lists its product as uncharacterized. Gene Ontology annotation, molecular function: actin filament binding. Lineage: Eukaryota; Fungi; Basidiomycota; Microbotryomycetes; Sporidiobolales; Sporidiobolaceae. Gene Ontology annotation, cellular component: cytoplasm; F-actin capping protein complex. The transcript is spliced from 7 exons. Gene Ontology annotation, biological process: actin cytoskeleton organization; cell morphogenesis; barbed-end actin filament capping. The record is from RefSeq and is a predicted model, not a curated record. Bases 12 to 905 code for a protein of 297 amino acids.
CGACAACUGCCAUGUCCGACGAAGCCCUGACGGCCGCCCUCGACCUGAUCCGCCGACUCCCGCCUCAAGCGGUCGACCAGCACCUCGACCACCUGUGCCAGCUCCAGCCUGACUUGGCAGACGACCUCCUGUCGAGCGUCGACCAGCCCUUGCAGCUCCGCAACGACUCGUCCUCGCGAGACUACCUCGCCUGCGACUACAAUCGCGACGGCGACUCGUACCGCUCGCCCUGGACCAACGAGUACGACCCGCCCCUCGCAGACGGCACCACCCCCUCGGGCCCGCUCCGCCAGCUCGAACUCGCCCUCAACGACGCCUUUGACGUGUACCGCGACCUGUACUACGAAGGCGGCGUGUCGAGCGUCUACCUGUGGGACACGGACGAGGGCUUUGCAGGCGUCGUCCUCGUCAAGAAGUCGUCUGAUGCCGGCGACUCGACCUCGUCCUGGGACUCGGUGCACGUCUUCGAGUCGUCGGUCGGCCUCCCGUCGUCGUCCAGCUCGUCGUCGUCGUCGUCGCGCACCUCGGCCCACUACAAGCUCACGUCGACCGUCAUGCUGUACCUCUCCAAGCCGCUUGUCCCGGCCCCAGACGCCGGUGACAGGAAGGAGGAGGGCGAGGUGGCGCUCGGUGGGAGCAUGACGAGGCAGCACGAGGUCUCGGCCGCGCUCGACCCGACAUCGAGCGCGACGCUCGCCCAGUCGCACAUCGGCAACCUCGGUCGACUCGUCGAGGACAUGGAGGCCAAGAUGCGCAACCUGCUCGGCGAGGUCUACUUUUCCAAGACGAGCGACAUUCUCGGCGCGCUCCGGAGCCAGCAAGGGCUCGACGAGCGCAGCAAGCACCGUGCGCUCCAGGGCGAGCUCGUCGGGUUGCUCAACCGCCGCAAGCCUGUCGCGGCGUAGCCUCUCGAUGCCUCUUCCUUCCUUUGUCUGUAUUUCCCCAUGCCGUGCACAGCAGUCGUCCUACUC